Molecule: messenger RNA, 1013 nt
Organism: Phodopus roborovskii (desert hamster)
Lineage: Eukaryota; Metazoa; Chordata; Mammalia; Rodentia; Cricetidae
Product: putative MAGE domain-containing protein MAGEA13P
Exons: 1
Coding region: 33-1013 (326 amino acids)
Biological process (GO): negative regulation of transcription by RNA polymerase II
Cellular component (GO): nucleus
Source: RefSeq, a predicted model, not a curated record
UAUCCUGCCAGUUACCUGCAGAACAAAUUAUAAUGUCUCACAAGCAGCAGCAUGUGCAAGGCCUUGAGGCCCUAGAAGAGAAUGAGGGCCAGCUCUGGGAGGAGAUUCCUGAGGCUAAGGAUGUGGGCACCUCAGAGGAGGUACCUGCUGCUGGGGUUUCCCAGGAAACCUGUUCAUCCUCUGCUCCCAUCCAAGCCACUCUACCAAACAAAGCAAAUGAAGGUUCUGGUGGUGGAGCAGAGGGAGUUCAAAGCACCUCAAAGGCCUACCUAUACUCCAAGUUCUUACUCAACAGCAGUGUACAGAAGAAGGUGACAGAUUUGGUAAAGUUUCUGAGUGUCAAGUAUACAACAAAUAAGCUUGUUACAGAAGAAGAAAUUUUGAAGAAUGUUGUCCAAGAGUAUAAGGACUACUAUGCAUUGAUCUUUAAGCAUGCCUGUGAAUGCAUGGAAGUGGUUUUUGGUAUUGAAGUAAAGGAAGUGGAUGCUUUCCACCACUCUUACGAGCUCCUUAAAAUACUUGACCUCACCUAUGAUGGGCGGCUGAGCGAUGAAGAGGGCAUUCCCAAGACAGGCCUCCUGGUGCUUAUCCUUGGUGUCAUCUUCAUGGAGGGCAACCGUGCCCCAGAGAAGAAGAUCUGGGAGGUGCUGAAUAUGGUUGGUGUAUAUCCUGACCAGCAUGAUUUCAUCUGCGGGAAUCCCAGAAAGUUCAUCACUGAAGAUUUGGUUUUAGAGAAGUACCUGGAAUAUCAGCUUGUACCUGGCAGUGAUCCUCCAUGCUAUGAGUUCCUGUGGGGCCCAAGGGCCCAUGCUGAAACCAGCAAGAUGAAAGUCCUGCAGUUUUUCUCCAAGGUUGCUGGGAGUAACCCCACUUCCUUCACAGCUCUAUAUAAGGAAGCUCUGAAAGAUGAAGAGGAAAGAGCCCGGGCUGUACUUGCACCCAUCACCAAUCCUUCUGCCCUGGACUAUUCAGGAUCUGGGGACAAGCCCAGCAGCUUCUCCCGUCCUGAGUAA